CUUUGGAUUCCACUUGUCCUGACUAGCCGGGUUGCCCCUGUGGGCAUGGACCCUCAAAAGGCUCGGAGGCUCUUGCCCUAGCGUCAUCAGUGUUUUAGCAACCCGGCAAGCACGGUUCACUCACCCAUGAUCGCCUAUGUGAACUCACAACCCCAGACACACCCCCACAACUGUCCACCAUGUCCACUGUACCUUGCUGCCGCCUGCACUUCAACAGCCUUGAUUUGUACCUGCUACUAACUCAACGCUCCGAUCUCAUCACCCUCGUUCUCGACUCCUCCACACAAAGACCAAUUAUUCCCUCUGCCGAUUCCCAAGAUACCUAUUUUCGUUGGCUACACGGCCUCUUUUCUUCGUCACUUGACGAUAUCCUCUCAUUUCCAUUGUUCCGGUCACGAUCGACCCCCAAACGCCAGUCCUUUCUAGCAUCCCAAACCACACAGCCAGCAACGUGCAUCCAUUCCUCCUACACUUACACCAUUCCUAAUUGGCAACUGAUAGCCGCCUGCCUCUGAGCCGAUCAGAGACGUUCACUCUUCGGGUUGAUCCCAAUCCUUCCCCGCGAUCUCAAGGACAAUUUCCGAGCAGCUGGACCGGGCGCCUGUUGGCUGGUGGCAUUGCUGGAUCAUCAAUUGAUACCCCAGCACACCCACCUCAGUUAUACUUACCACUGCCUAGAGGUCGACAAGCUAUACCAACUGUUCAGUUUCUGUCAGGGACCAGAGGCUACAGAGUACAGGUUACCUUUCCUGCUGUCAUCAUCUGCAUCCUGCAAUUCGAUAUUGCUCCCGCCAGCCUGUACCCGCUGGUACCUGAACAUCAUCAUCUGGACCUGCGUCGUGGGGUCCAGUAACAAAGACCAAAGACGGACAAUACCAUUGUGCGAAAACCUCGAAAGUCAGAUCACAGGCCGUCACAUGCCAAGCUGCCGCUAAAUCAGCAACAUCAGGUCGGUGGUUAGCAUUUUAAUAACGGCCAUCGUCCAGUCCCACAGCCUCCUACCUCUACGACCCAGUUCCCACGGACGGAGCAUCGGACCCGACUCCACUGAGAAGUUGCAGGAGGAGCUUUUGGGCCCACGAACAAGGCGCGGAGAUCUCGCUGUUUCUGCCCAGGCCGACCGGCCCAACAAGACCAGCCAGGCUCAGCACCUGCAAACUAAGCACAGCCAGACCCGUGAGGAGCGCUGCUGGCGGUGCAAGAAAAAAAAAUUACAAGUGUGGGAAGUGGUCGAAGCGGUGCCAUCCUGCCGCUGACUCGACCAGCCAAGAGCAAGUACCCCUGCUGCCACCCUGCUCCCACCCGCUACUGGUGCCCCAGGUCGCAGACAGUGGACUGUCCAAUCUGCCGCCCACUUAUACAAGACAACAGGCCUGGCCACGCACGCUCAACCCCUCUGCAUGUUUCGCUGUUAAUCUCGAGUCGUCCCGAUACACCACCUCCCAUUUUUCCAUUGCUUCGGGUCCGCGUGGGCCAAAAGUUAUUUCAAGAUUCUCGCGACUUGUUUUCUAGAAGGGCUUCCAAGUGUUCCUUUGUCUGUGUUCGCAUCUCCCGCUGCUCUUUGAGCCCGGCAUCGACCCGAUUGUACGCACCUUAAUCAACACCUCAACAUGUCGCUAAAACAGGAAAUAGAGACCUGGGUCUCUGCCCUGGCGCAGUAUGACAACAGCGAGUUCGAUGCUGCAUUGCAGGAGUUCGAAAAGAUUGCCGACACCUCCAAGAUCCUCUUCAAUAUGGGCGUUAUUCAUGCGACAUUGGGUCAACACGAGCAAGCUGUCGAGUGCUAUCAACGAGCGAUCCGGCUUGAUCAGUACCUAGCUGUCGCAUACUUUCAACAGGGUGUUUCCAACUUCUUGCUUGGCGACUUCGAGGAGGCAUUAGCCAAUUUCAACGACACACUUCUAUAUCUUCGAGGCAACCAAGUCAUCGACUAUGCGCAGCUGGGCCUUCUCUUCAAGCUUUAUUCAUGCGAAGUCCUCUUCAACCGUGGUCUUUGCUACAUCUACCUUCAACAAAUCGAAGCUGGUAUGCAGGAUUUGUCGUAUGCGGCCAAGGAGAAGGUGGUUGAGGACCAUAAUGUGAUCGAUGAAGCGAUCAAGGAGAACGCAGAGGGCUACACCGUUUUCUCUAUCCCAGUGGGCGUCGUCUACCGACCAAACGAAGCGAAAGUGCGAAACCUAAAGACCAAGGACUAUCUUGGCAAAGCCCGCCUAGUGGCAACAUCAGAUGCGAACAAUGCAUUCACUGGUUUUGCCGGUGCUGAAAUCAAAAAUGCUGGGAAGCUUGAGGUGAAGGAUGAUAGGCCAGUCGAGUCGCUGUCUUUCGCCGCUACCAACCUCGUCAAGCCUGGGCUACAGAGCAGAAGGCAACAGUCGGAGCCCCCGACCAACCGCAGCAUGUUCCCGCCGACACCGCCCCCCGAGAAUGAAAAGUCGCAGAUGAGCCGCGGGGCUUCUGUCCGAAACGGACCUAAACCCAUGCCGGCUAGGCUUAACCUCGAUAAAGUCCGACCGAGUGAUCGCUACGAAAAGACGUCACCAGAAGAGCCCUCUAGGCGGCCUUCUCGCGCAGCAUCGGCCACCCCAUCGCGAGGUUUCUCCCAACGCGAACAGCCCCCGCCGCCAAGAAUGAGACGGUCUCAACAGGAGGAGGAGGACAGCUACCCGAGCGAAUUAUACGAUAUGUACGGCGGCCCCGGCCCCAACCGAAACAGCCGUGGACAGAGGAGCAACCGAAGCGCCCCGCGAUACAUCCAGGAAGAAGACGAUGAGAGCGACUACGACGUUUCCUUCGAUGAGGCUGAAUUUGAGAUGGUAUCUGGUCGUAGGCCCAGUCUCAGCACGGUUCGAAGCUCCGGAGGACGCGGUUCUUCUAGGCGGCCUGAACUUCGCAGCAUCCGUGUUAAGGUGCAUGCUGGCGAUGUUCGCUACAUCAUGGUCGGAACUGCCAUCGAGUUCCCCGACUUUGAGGAGAAGAUCAGGAGCAAGUUUGGGAUUCGCCGCCGCAUCAAGAUCAAAAUCAAGGAUGACGACUCGCCAGAUGGUGAUAUGAUCACGGUGGGCGACCAAGACGAUCUUGACAUGCUCAUUCAGACAGUCAAGCAAAAUGCAAGGAAACAAAGAUUGGAGACCGGGAAGAUGGAGGUCUGGGUCCAGGAGAUAUAGAACCAAUUCGCCAUAUCGGUUUUGCUACGCUCACCAAUUAUACCCUCAGACCGAUAACGACGGAUUGAUGCAUGAACUUAACGAUGUUGUCCUCUUCUUUUCUUGUUCUGUUCUUCGGGAUUUACUUUCGAGUUCAAGUCCUCAUUCGAGUAUUUCGUAUGGGCCCUGUCGACAGACCUGUACUUUUGGCAUGAGAGGCUGUGCCCUCUAUGCUUUGUAUCGCAAUACCCCUUUGGCAUAUCAGACUAUUUUGUUUCUAUUUUUGCAUGGCAUAUUUGGAUAUAUAAGGUGAAGGUGUUGGGCACCAAGGAACAAAAAGAUCCUAAUAUGUUGUAGCCUUGAAAACAUUUACUUGUCUCUCAGGUCUUUCUUAAAAUCCUCCUGCUGACAUCCCAUAUCGAUAUCACCCCCUUACUAUGUUUUAUACCUCUUGUUUUUCCCCAUUCUUGAAUUUGAGACGUGAAGGUUUUUGGAGUCGGGUCAAGCAAGGUGUAUAAGAAUGAUGAUUUUCAAAGAAAACAAAGUUGGAUAAUCGCGUGAGCACGAUUCAGUUUAUCAUCAUACCGUUCACAAUGUUGAGGCGGGUGAUGGAUGGAGGAGUCAUGACGGACUGACGAGUUUCAGAAGGAAAUGUUAGUGUAACAAGGAACCCCACUGUAACACCCCACUCCUUGGAAGCUUGGAAUGACAGAGCUUCACUUUUUUGAGUGACUUUCGUGC
Messenger RNA from Neurospora crassa OR74A, 3884 nucleotides. RefSeq names its product NADPH oxidase regulator NoxR (gene nor-1). The transcript is spliced from 6 exons. The record is from RefSeq and is a predicted model, not a curated record. Gene Ontology annotation, molecular function: protein binding. The coding region runs from base 1611 to 3164 and encodes 517 amino acids. NCBI's taxonomy places the organism in Eukaryota, Fungi, Ascomycota, Sordariomycetes, Sordariales, Sordariaceae.